UACUGAUAAGGGCUGUGUGUUUGUUAGGGACUAGGUAUGGCCCGUCCUGCUAUAAUGCUGGAACUGUUUCCGGCGGAAGUAAGAUAUUUGACGGAAGUGGCUGGGCUAGCCUGCUGGACGUCUUCUACCGUCCUUAUCACACCUGUAGUAUACUUUCUUCAAGACCUAUCUUGGCGGUACCUGUACCUCAUCUUCACUCUAAUAUCCGCCUACAGUGUUUUUGGAUAUUGGAUGUUUGACGAAUCGGUCCGAUGGCUUCUUGCAAAUGACAAAACCGAGGAAGCAAAGACAAUUCUACGAAAAGCUGCAAGGAUGAAUAGAGUCGACGAAAAGCAAAUCAUGGAUAUAGUUGAUAGGGUUGUAGCUGUAGACUUUAAGGCAGAGGAAGGUGAAGAUAUCGACGAGGAAACCAAUACGAUGCCGGAGGAUCCGAUUAACAGUAACACCAAGGGACAGAACAGACUACCACAAUACACCAUACUAACGUUGUUUAAAAGGCGACGAAUAGCCAUGAUAACUACCAUAAUGAUUAUAGUUUGGACGGUGGACAGCCUGACUUACUAUGGACUUAUCCUGUCAUCAGCUUCUCUUCCUGUCAAUAGAUAUCUCAGCUUCUUCCUACUCGCCGUCGCCGAAUAUCCUGUUGCGUUGUUCGAAUUUACGUUGAUGAAUCGAAUAGGACGGAAACGAUUCUGUAUUCUGUUCCAUAUCAUAGCAGCAGUUUCACUGAUCGCAGGGACAGUAGCAAGCUCUUUCCCCGACUUACCAGGAGCUAAUAUCGCGAUUAUGUUAUUCUUUUUUCUUGGAAAGCUUGGGAUAACUGGGUCGUUUAGUUGUUUAUUCCUGUACACACCGGAGAUUUACCCGACCAAUCUCAGAACGAUUGGUAUAGGGCUAUCAUCUGCGGCAGGACGAAUAGGGGGCAUGCUGGCACCAUUUGCGGGUCCUCUGGCUGAGCAUGUAAGAUGGGCACCGGGCGCCAUAUUUGGUUGUUUGUGUUUCCUCGUUACCAUGAUACUUCCGCUACUUCCGGAGACGAAGGGACAUGAACUCCCGACCCGGGUAGAGGACCUUGAGGAAUGGUAUAAAGCUCACAGCGGGACUGCUAAAAAGAAAAGAUGUGACCAAUAGGAUUUAAACGAUCUUUUAUUGUCAUAUUUUAUUCGACUGCGAUACUAAAUCUAUUUGGUAACUUCUUAUUCAGUAAGCUAAGAGUAAAGACGCUGAGGGAAACUCAUAACUGAUCUUUAGACUUAAAACGAGGUUCAGUAAAUUCAAUUUUAGGAAUAAAGUUUGUAUGUUUUUGGAAUAUAUGUAUGCAUUAUUAUGUGGAACGAAUCACUAUAUGUGUUAUGGAGUCUUUUGAGGCGAUCCAAUCCUUUGUCAAGAUAGAAAAUAUUACGAAAGUAACAUCACAGACAUAAAUCAAGAAACAAAGUGGACGAUAAAAAAUAUAAGUAUAUAUUGUUAGUCACGUGAAAAACAGAAUAUGUCUUAUGUUUGACAAGAACUGGUAGUACAUUUUGUUAAUCUGACGAUUUAACAUAGGACAAAACGUGAUUAUAUAUAUAUAUUAUAUAUAGACCAAAUGUUUAGUGAAUCCUUAUCAGUGGUAGGACAAGGACUUUAUGUAUCAGUUGAAUACCAUGUCAUUUGUUCCUUUUAAUUCCUGUGGCAUUGUUGAUAUCUGUGUCAAUAAAAAAUAUCUUUUA
Molecule: messenger RNA, 1712 nt
Organism: Pecten maximus
Lineage: Eukaryota; Metazoa; Mollusca; Bivalvia; Pectinida; Pectinidae
Product: solute carrier family 22 member 6-A-like
Exons: 7
Coding region: 37-1131 (364 amino acids)
Biological process (GO): transmembrane transport
Cellular component (GO): membrane
Molecular function (GO): transmembrane transporter activity
Source: RefSeq, a predicted model, not a curated record